Messenger RNA from Helicoverpa armigera (cotton bollworm), 1383 nucleotides. RefSeq names its product EARP-interacting protein homolog. Gene Ontology annotation, biological process: protein ubiquitination. The record is from RefSeq and is a predicted model, not a curated record. The transcript is spliced from 9 exons. Gene Ontology annotation, molecular function: protein binding. Bases 102 to 1220 code for a protein of 372 amino acids. NCBI's taxonomy places the organism in Eukaryota, Metazoa, Arthropoda, Insecta, Lepidoptera, Noctuidae.
AUAAGGAAGGAAAACGUAUCGUUCUUUCUAAGAAUGGAGAAAUGCUGAAUUACUGAUGUAAAUAAACAUUUUACAAGGAAUAAAUGUAAUUUGAUGCUAAUAUGGAAGAAGGAAACUCAAUUAUUUACGGCCUAGAGCACCAGACUAGAGCUUUAUCCCCUCAGUAUGGAGAAAGUGACGCGAUCAGAUUCCUCAUUGGAACUCAAAGUUUGAAGCCUAACUCCAACCAAAUCCAUGUUGUAGAAUUGGAAGAAGAUACCGGAGCUUUACAUACUAAAGUAUUUAAACAUGAUAUCGGUGAAGUAUGGCAUCUGCGUUGCUCCCCGCACGACGCUGCAACCCUGCUCACUACACAUAACUCGUACGACCCAGCUACAUCACAGUGCACUAUGGGCGUCUCUGUAUUCAAGUUACCUACUGUAGAGGUGAUACCUAAGGACUUGGACGACUUGAGCGCUAUACAAAGCAGGAAUGCGGACGAUAUGGAGCUACUCUUAACCAUCAAGCCAGAGAAGCCAGAAGAAGAAAUUAGGUGUGCAGAAUGGCAUCCAACGGACGCUAAACGAGUGGGCGUGGUCUGCGAGGGCGGGGUCAGGGUGCAUGACGUCACUACCGGCGCCGCCCUCAGCCGGGCCGCCGCUUCCGCCCGGCUCAAGUUCACUGGCGGCAAGUGGAACCCCCAUCAGGGACAUACACAGUUCGCAGUGCUACAAGACAUGCACAUAAAAUGUUACGACACGCGGUCAGACUGCAGCAAGCCGGCCUGGACCAUCGACAAUGCGCAUACGCAACUCGCCAGAGACUUGGAUUUUAAUCCUAACAGGCAGUUUCAUCUGGCCACGGCGGGCGACGACGCGGCUCUCAACAUUUGGGACUACAGAAAUGGGAAGGAACCUAUAUUCAGUAGGACGGACCAUUCUCAUUGGGUGUGGACGGUUCGCUACAACACGUACCACGAGCAGCUGCUGCUGACGGGCAGCUCGGACGCCCGGGCUCUGCUCACAGCCGCCGCCAGCCUCUGUACCGACAACGACGACGAGAAACGACCCACACAACUCUUAGAAGAUGGCGUCCUACAGUCAUAUGAGCAGCAUGAAGACUCGGUGUACUGUGCCGAGUGGAGUGCCGCGGAGCCCUGGACCUUCGCCUCGCUCAGCUACGACGCCCGCCUCGUCAUCUCGCGAGUGCCAAGACAUUUUAAAUACAAAAUACUCCUGUAGUACCACGAAUAAUAAUUGUACUAUCCGCCAAUGACAUUUAUGACCCACCUUAGCAAAUUUUCGUAGCACCAAACAUAUACAAUAUAAGAACUAAAAUUCGGCAAUGAUACCAUCUUGCGAAAAAGCGGAUCAUAUAAGUUAUCGGUCGAUAGUAAGCACAGAU